UGAAGUUUGUGUUAACUCUCGGCCAUAUAUGGUAAGCCUAAUUCCGUAGCGUAAAACGUCAUCAACCGUCGCCCGGUCAUCCGCUUCCGGUUCCGCUGAAAUACAUAACCUGUCCCGAUGCCCACUCCCGGAGAACAUGGCGUGCCCAUGGUUAAGGCAAUGCUGGCGGCUUUCUGUAAACUGUACAGGCACGAGUGUAUUUGAAACGUUGUGGCAUUCUAAUGGCAGGUCGGUGUCGUUCUCCACGUUCUCUUUAGGACGGACAUCCUGGAGCUCCGGGGCGGGGAACGAGGGGCAUCCGUCGGCACUAUCAACACAGAUAAACCCCCAAACUUUAAACUUUACCACAUGUCUCACCAGACACAAGUCACGGUUGCUGAACCCCACACUACAAUCAUGCUGCUGCAGAAAGAGCGUACACAGUGAUGCAAAGCCGAAGGACCCCUUCACAUUAGCCCAGAAAGAUUUAACAAAUUUAUAUGAUGACAUCAGAAAGGAAAUGUUUGUACCCAAAGAAGAGCUGAAGUCUCUGCUUGACUACUACUUUGAUGGCAAAGGCAAAGCCAUCCGACCAAUGAUAGUUGUCCUAAUGGCCCGGGCGCUCAACAUCCACAGCAACAGAUCUGGAGAUCUGAUCCCAGGUCAGAGGGCCAUUGCUAUGAUCACCGAAAUGAUUCACACUGCCAGCCUGGUGCAUGACGACGUUAUAGACGGAUCCGAUAAACGAAGGGGAAAAAGAACAAUCAAUGAAGUGUGGGGUGAAAAAAAGGCAAUCUUAGCUGGAGAUUUCAUCAUCUCAGCUGCCUCUAUAGCCAUGGCUCGAGUCGGUAACAACACAGUGGUGAAAGUGUUCUCCCAGGUGAUAGAGGACCUGGUGCGAGGUGAAUUCAUGCAGCUGGGCUCCAAAGAGAACGAGAACGAGCGAUUUAAACACUACCUCGAGAAAACCUUCAAGAAGACGGCGAGUCUUAUUGCAAACAGCUGUAAAGCAGUAUGCGUUCUAGUAAAUUCUGAUCCUGAAGUUCAUGAAAUAGCCUACCAGUAUGGGAAGAAUGUUGGCAUCGCAUUUCAGCUGGUGGAUGAUGUCUUAGACUUCACAUCAGGAGCUGGUCACCUGGGGAAGCCCUCGGCUGCAGAUCUCAAACUGGGCUUGGCCACUGGACCGGUCCUGUUUGCUUGUCAACAGUUUCCUGAGCUCCAUGCAAUGAUCAUGAGACGUUUCAGCUCUAAAGGAGACGUAGAUCGAGCCUGGCAGUACGUCCUUCAGAGCGACGGCGUGCAACAGACCAAAUACCUGGCCCAGCGCUACGGUCAAGAAGCCAUCAGGCAGAUCAGUAUGCUCCAGCCGUCGGCAGAGAGAGACGCCCUCAUCAGGCUCACUGAGAUGGUGCUUACCAGAGACAAGUGAACCUCCACUGCCGGGCUUCACUUCAGGCAGCUACCUGUGGAAAAUGAACUCACCCACAUCCAGUAUCAGCAGUGAUGGUUUGGAAAAGAACAUUAAAAACCUAAAUGAAUGGAUGUUGCUGUAAACUGCAAAUCCAGCUCCUCACUGCAUUCAGUACUGUAACUGCAACAGCCUCUCAUUCUUAAAACUGGCCAACUGACUGACAGUACACGCUAGUGUUGAGCUGUGGCGGCUUUGCAAAAUCUGUGUAAUUCCAAAUGAAAUGGAAGUGAUGCGCUGUCAUUGGUGUGUUUGUUUGGAUCUGUGUGAUUUGCUUUCAAGAUCCGUCCACACCUCGGAGGCCAAACAGUCACAUGUCUUUUAGACUUGUAAAAUGUUAAAAGGUUACUUAAUGCAACAACAAAGGCCUUAACAACUACAAUGACUGUGUACUCAAUAAACCUACAAUUAUGCUUUUUUUUAUUUAAACCAAGUCUUCGCUCUUCUUUGAUUCCCUUAAAGUGACCACACAUGCAUGUUGUACAUAGAAUUGUUUAUUAUAAAAGACUGUACAUUAAUUUUUCAAUCAACAUAUUAUAUGUACAAAUGAAGGGCGGACAGAGAUAGAUUUCAAUAUUUCUACCCAUGAAAUUGAGCUGGAACAUGUUUUAUUAUUGGAAAUUUCUAAAGCAAACGGGCAAAAUAUCAAGGCAUAAGCUGCAGUAUCCUGAAAUGGUAAAUGCUCAAAAAUUAGGUCAUGUUAGAUGGUACGUUCGAGGGUCAACAGAAAACAAAAGUGUCAUUAAGAUGAUUCCUAGACCUGAGUGACAGCUGAUAUUGAUUGGCUGAUUUUUACUCGAGUUAAAAUAUGUACACCUGUGCAGCCCAGAGGAUUUCAUGUUCAGAGCAUUCAACAUGGUCCUUGAACCCAGAGCAGGUUAUUGUUGCUUUGUGAAGGCUGAGGAGGUAUUAGAGUUGUUUGUUGGUCUACAUUACAUCUGAAUUGUCUCAUGGCAGUGUCAGGCACGGCAAUUCAAGCCCACUUAUCACUGCACGCUAUCACUGCUGUCUAUCAGAAGCAUAGUCCGUUAUUGCCAGUUACCAAUGGAUCCUACAGAUUUGAUGUAGAUUAGUAUAAAGUUAGUAACAGUGAUGUGACAUAAUCUUUAAAUGCUUGAUAAGCCAAAAAUGGAAUGUGUCCUCGUGCUUCAAAACAGAUCCAAAGGCAUGAAAAAGUAAAUUCCAUUUAAUUUUCAUGAUUUUAAAGGAAUACUCCACCUCCCUUAUGAUUAUUUGUAUAUCAGUUACUCACCCAAAGUUAACGCGAAUUCAAAAAGAAAGCUUGGUUUUUCUGCAUACCUUCAUGGUAAGCGAAGAAUCCAGAAACAGAAAAUUCUUAAUGAACUGAAGUCAUAGGGGUCCACAUUUAAAAACAGCGAAACUAGAUCAAAACAUUUACAAACUUUCACACAACUUGUACUGCAUCAUUUAUCCAGUCAUACACUCAGUUCUUCUCAAACACAUGCAUUUUCCUCAAACUUAAGUAUUUAGUUUCACUUUCUGUUUUAAAGCCAGACUCCAUUGACAAAAAUAGUGAUUUUUAUUUCACUGAACACAGAAGCUUCUGGUCUACCACUGCCUCUAUGCCUUGUUUGUUUUUGUAUUUUUUGUGACUUUGGUGUUUUAUGGGGUUAGCUAGGUUUCACCAAAGUCACACAAUAACAGAAAUAAACUACCAAUUAAUAAGGUAGCUCCUGUGUUCAGCGAGGUUAAAUUACUAUUUUUGUCAAUAGAGUCUGGCAUUGCACACAGCAUCGGUAAGUUUCAUUUUCAAUUCAGUGUUAAAUAGUAAGAUUUUAGCAAAAAUGCAUGUGUUUGGGAAUUUUUUAACAGGACUGGAUAAAUGAGACUUGGAUUACACUGCAAGAGUUGUGUGAGAGUUUGUUAACAGACGUUUUAAUAUAGUUUUGCUGUUGUUAAACAUGGACCCCAAUGACUUCAGUCAUCAAGAAUUUUCUCAGUUGUUGGAUUCCUCCACUUGAAGCGUGCGAGAAAAAGGUUUUCUUCACAAAUUCAAUGUAACAUGGGUGGAAUAACGGAUAUACAAAUGUUCAUUUCGGGUGUGAGGUAUUCCUUGAAGUUAAGAUUCAAAUUGGCAUUUAGAGGGUGAGACUGUGGGGAAGCCUGAAAUUUACUUCAGAGUCUAUAAAGUUCAGUGAUUUCAACAGUGUAAUAAAAAUUAAAAAGGUGAAUACAUUUACAACAUAAUGGAAGCAUAAUGGCAAUAAACUUAAGAUUACAUUAUAUCUCUUAAAAUUUUGCAUGCUUAAACGCCAAGACUGAUCUUCAGGAGUAUUUGUUUGUCUUUGAAAUACCAUACACAGUACUUAAAUUUGUAAAAUUAUUGACAGGCCAUCUUAUUUUACGAAUGAGCCUGAUGGAGUCGAGGAGGGCGCCACUAAUGAAAACUAUCAUAUAAUCGACAUUCACUGAAUUCACAUUACAGAAACCCGAGUGGCUGCAGCUCACAUUAUAUACAACUGACAGUACAAACACUUCGACUGAAGGUGUUUACAUGACGUUAACAUUUAAUUUGUUCCAUCACACCUAAUACUCAAAGGAUUCAGCUCUGAAUCCCUAAUAAUUUUUGUCUAGGCAAGAUGAUGUCGUACAUCCUUCAGCUGUGUGACCAUCGUCUUUGAAUUCAACCGACGUGAGCACGUGCAGUCCAAUUCUUUAGAAACUUUGCUUUUUUUUUUUUUUUUUUUUUUUUUUACAUAUU
Messenger RNA from Epinephelus moara (kelp grouper), 4169 nucleotides. RefSeq names its product prenyl (decaprenyl) diphosphate synthase, subunit 1 (gene pdss1). The record is from RefSeq and is a predicted model, not a curated record. NCBI's taxonomy places the organism in Eukaryota, Metazoa, Chordata, Actinopteri, Perciformes, Serranidae. Gene Ontology annotation, molecular function: prenyltransferase activity. Gene Ontology annotation, biological process: ubiquinone biosynthetic process; isoprenoid biosynthetic process. Gene Ontology annotation, cellular component: transferase complex; mitochondrion. The transcript is spliced from 11 exons. Bases 137 to 1408 code for a protein of 423 amino acids.